UGAGACCUGAGCGCAGAGGGCCUGGGCGGAAACCUGGAAGCGCAGCAGUGCAGCCGGAUCAGCCUCUUCGCACCCAGCAUCUGUCUUCUGUCUUCACCAGGCCCUGAGCACCAUGGCGUACCACAAAGAGUUCGAGACUGCAGGAAAGAAGCCCGGCCUGCAGGUGUGGCGAGUGGAAAAAAUGGAUUUGAAACCUGUCCCGACUGAACUCCAUGGAGACUUCUUCACCGGAGACUCUUACAUAGUGCUCUACACCACCUCUGCACCUUCUUACAACGUUCACUCGUGGAUCGGCAACGAAGCUUCCCAGGAUGAGAGAGGGGCUGCUGCUAUCUUCAUGACCCAGCUGGAUGAUUUCCUGCACGGAGCCCCGAGACAGUUCACUGAAUUUCAAAACCAAGAGUCAGUCACCUUUCUAGGCUACUUCAAGUCUGGCAUCAAAUACAAGAAAGGUGGAGUGGCCUCAGGCUUCCAGCACGUGGUGACCAACGAUGUAAAUGUGAAGCGCCUGCUGCACGUUAAAGGUCGUCGGAUGAUCAGAGCCACAGAGGUGGACAUGUCCUGGGCCAGCUUCAACAAAGGAGACUGCUUCAUCAUUGACUUGGGAAAGGAUAUCUACCACUGGUCUGGCAGUGAAAGCAAUCGCUUUGAGCGCCUGAAAACCACUGAGCUGGCCAUUGAUAUCCGCGACAACGAGAGAAAAGGCCGUGCUGAAGUACACAUGAUUGAAGAAGGCUCUGAGCCAGAAGAUGUCAUUAAAGUGCUUGGACCCAUGCCUACCCUCCCACCAGGAAGCUCAGACGAUGUAGCUGUUGAGAAGAAGAACAAGAACCAGGCAUCUCUCUAUUUGAUUUCUGAUGCUGCUGGCUCCAUGAAGACAACCAUGGUGGCUGAUAAAAACCCAUUCAAACAGGACAUGCUCUCCAAGAGUGACUGCUACAUCCUGGACAAUGGAGCAGACAAUAAGAUAUUUGUCUGGAAAGGAAAGGAUGCAAAUGCAGACGAGCGCAAAGCAGCACUGGCUGCUGCAAAGAAAUUCAUCACAGACAAAAAUUACCCCAAGAAUACUCAGAUCCAGAUAAUGCCAGCAGGGGGUGAGACCACCCUGUUUAAGCAGUUCUUCUUCAACUGGCUGGACAAGGAUGAGACUACAGGACCAAGUAAGGCCUACACCAUCGGUCGCAUUGCCCGGGUGGAGCAAAUUCCUUUUGAUUCCUCCACACUCCACAGUAACAAGAUCAUGGCUGCCCAGCAUGGCAUGGUGGACGAUGGCUCUGGGAAAGUCCAGAUUUGGCGCGUGGAAGGAGGUGAUAAAGCUCUUGUGGACCCAUCCACAUACGGACAGUUCUUCGGAGGUGACUGUUACCUGGUGCUGUACUCCUACAACGAAGGAAGCAGAGCGAAGCAUAUCAUCUACACCUGGCAAGGACAGAAGUGCACCAAAGAUGAACUGGCUGCUUCAGCCUUUCUCACCGUCAACCUGGAUGACUCCAUGGGUGGAGUAGCUACACAGGUCCGUGUCACUCAGGGCCAGGAACCCCCUCAUCUCGUGAGCCUGUUUAAGCACAAGCCUUUGGUCGUCCACCUGGGUGGAACGUCCCGCAAAGAGAGCAACCAGAGCAAGCCCACCACGCGACUCUUCCACAUCCGCCAGAGCUCCACCAAAGCCACACGGGCUGUCGAGGUGGAGCCCACGGCCUCCUCUCUGAACACUAAUGACGUGUUUGUGCUGAAGUCACCCAACUCCCUGAUCCUGUGGAUGGGAAAGGGAGCAACUCCAGAGGAGAAGGCAGCAGCUAAGUAUGUCGCCAGCCUGCUUGGAGGAACUGCCACUGAGGUGGAGGAGACCAAGGAGCCAUCUGAAUUCUGGGCAGCACUGGGUGGGAAGAAGGACUACCAGACCUCCAAGACCCUGCAGAGUACAGUCAGGGCUCCUCGACUGUUUGGCUGUUCAAACAAGACUGGCAGGCUGAUAGCAGAGGAGGUGCCAGGUGAGUUCACGCAGCUGGAUCUGGCAGUCGAUGAUGUCAUGAUUCUGGACACCUGGGAUCAGAUCUUCAUUUGGGUUGGAAAGGAAGCCAACGAGGCAGAGAAAACUGGAUCGCUGAAGAUUGCCCAAGAUUAUUUGAAUUCUGACCCCUCCGGCCGUCGCGGUAUCCCCAUCAGCAACAUUAAACAGGGCGAGGAGCCAUUGUCCUUCACGGGCUGGUUCCACGCCUGGGACCCCAAGAUGUGGGACAAAGAUAUUCUGCAGCGAAUGCAUGAGCGCAUCAAAAAGCAUUAGCAGAAAAUCACAAAGCAGUAACUUCUGCAAAACAAGAUGGAAGCCUUCCUGAAACGUGUAACAUGUGGUGAGCUUGGCAUUUCAAAAUCCUUUGUGGGUGCGGGGCAGCAUGGAGACACAUUAAGCGUUAAAGAUUUCACAUUCCAUUUUGCAACACAGAUGUCGUUAGCAUCUCAGAGACAACACUCUGAAAUAACAUUCACACUGUGGUAUUAAGAACACAGACAGACUCUAAAAUAUACUGAAUCAAAGCUUUGCUGGAAAAGUGGGAUUUUCUUCGCUGCUUGUUUCCAAUUUUACACGUUCACUAAAACAAGAAAUUGUUUACAGUGUAGUGAAAAUUCAUUAUGCACUAUGUUUCCCAAGUUCAGUAUGCCUUUAAGGAAAUUUUGAAAAUAUACUUUUCAUAUGAGGUAAUGGAAUUUUAAUCUACAUAAAUUUCUUUGUGUUUGUGACCAAAAAGUGUAUAUUUUUACUUAAAAUGUCCCUUUGUACAGCCCGGAUGGCUACAACUGAAGUUAGAUUGAGAAAUUCUGCAUUUUAAUAAAAGCAUCAUCUUUUUUGAAAAUUA
Messenger RNA from Toxotes jaculatrix (banded archerfish), 2855 nucleotides. RefSeq names its product scinderin like a (gene scinla). The transcript is spliced from 17 exons. Bases 113 to 2284 code for a protein of 723 amino acids. Gene Ontology annotation, biological process: actin filament severing; barbed-end actin filament capping; actin polymerization or depolymerization. NCBI's taxonomy places the organism in Eukaryota, Metazoa, Chordata, Actinopteri, Toxotidae. Gene Ontology annotation, molecular function: phosphatidylinositol-4,5-bisphosphate binding; actin filament binding. The record is from RefSeq and is a predicted model, not a curated record. Gene Ontology annotation, cellular component: cytoplasm; actin cytoskeleton.